Molecule: messenger RNA, 828 nt
Organism: Fusarium vanettenii 77-13-4
Lineage: Eukaryota; Fungi; Ascomycota; Sordariomycetes; Hypocreales; Nectriaceae
Exons: 1
Molecular function (GO): oxidoreductase activity, acting on single donors with incorporation of molecular oxygen; zinc ion binding; ferrous iron binding
Source: RefSeq, a predicted model, not a curated record
GCCCCAGCACUCUUCAUCUCCCAUGGCGGAGGCCCUUUUCCCGUCUUCCUUGAGGACCACGAAUCCUACCGCCAAAUGCUCCGCGAUCAGACUCACUACUUUGACAAUGUCCGAGCCAUCAUCGUCCUGACAGCCCACUGGGAAACGGACCAACCCCACAUCACCGGCUCCGACAACCCGGAGAUCUUCUACGACUACGAUCUCGAGGGUAUGCGCAGCAAGCUCCCGAAGGAGGCUUUCCAGAUUGAAUACAAAGGCAAAGGCAAUUCAGAACUAGCUAGUUCCAUUGCCGAGCGUCUGCGUACGGCAGGCUUCACUCCUGUGGUCGAGAACCGUGCAUGGGAUCACGGCGUGUAUGUUCCGUUGGGCACCAUGUUCCCGGACGGCAACAUCCCAAUCGUGCAGAUGUCCAUCCUGAGAGGUGAUUCUGAGCAAGAUGUUACCGAGAAGAACAUCCGUCUGGGAGAGGCGCUCGAGGAAUUCCGCGACCAGGGCUUUGCCGUUGUGGGCAGCGGCGGAUCUUGCCACGACUUUUCAGUGGUUGGUGCUGCCUACUUUGAUCCGGAAGAUAAAUUGCCGUGGCCUCCGAGAGAAAUUCAGCUAUUCGAAGACUUCUUGCGAAAUGGCGCGCAGACCAAAGACAAGGGACAAAGGCUGAAGUUCCUUCGUGGGUGGCCCGAGGCCCCGGGGAGACACUUGGCCCAUGUACCUGGGAGUGUGGAGCAUCUGAUGCCGUAUAUUGCUGUUGCUGCAAGCGCUGGCAAUGACUCGGGCAGAAGACUUGGUCAGUGGGAUUUCAAGGGCACGCCUUACGGAGUGUAUAUGUGG